Messenger RNA from Fonsecaea erecta, 951 nucleotides. RefSeq lists its product as hypothetical. The record is from RefSeq and is a predicted model, not a curated record. Bases 1 to 951 code for a protein of 316 amino acids. NCBI's taxonomy places the organism in Eukaryota, Fungi, Ascomycota, Eurotiomycetes, Chaetothyriales, Herpotrichiellaceae. Gene Ontology annotation, cellular component: cytoplasm. The transcript has a single exon. Gene Ontology annotation, molecular function: phosphatase activity.
AUGCCUGCCCAACCCAAGAUUCACUUGGUCCGCCACGCCCAGGGCUUCCACAACUUGGGCUCUGAAUUCCACUCUCUACAUGACCCGCGUCUCACGCCGCUGGGGGAGUCGCAAUGCGCCACCCUCCAAGAAAGGCACUGGCCCGCCGAGCGGCAGCAAUCCCUCUCCCUGAUCACCGCCUCACCUCUAAAGAGAACGCUUCACACCGCCUUGCUCACCUUCUCGCCGGCCUUGAAAUCAAACGCCAAGUGUAAGCCGGCCAUCCUCGCCAUCCCCGACGCACAAGAAACGUCCGACUUUCCCUGCGACACGGGCUCGGACCUCGACGUCCUGCGAAGUUUCUGCGCCGAGCAGGACUGGCCGGUCGACCUCUCCCUCGUAACGGAGUCGUGGAAUGUUAAAACAUUGAACAACCGCUAUUCGCCCGCGAGCCAGGCCAUCAAAGCCCGCGCGAGAGACUGCCGCCGCCUCCUCCGCCAGAAGGCCCGCGAACUGGUCGAGAGUGGCGACGACAACGUCGAGAUUGCCCUCGUCACGCACGGCGCAUACCUUCACUAUCUCACCAACGACUGGGAAGACGCCACCAAGCUCUCCGGUACAGGGUGGGAGAACACUGAGCACCGCACGUAUCACUUCGAACACGCCUUCGACUCGGACUCAGACGAGGACGCGUUCCUGACGGAGACAAUGGAGAGCCGGCAGCGGCGCGGCGUUAACCACCCGAUGCAGCCCCAUAGCAAGCAGCAUGAGCUGUUCCAGCGAAUGAUGCAAGGGUGGGAGGACCAGGGACUGCCGAACCCGAGCAAGCUGUCUCAUGCUGCCGUCGCUGACGAAGAGAUCAUCGAGGAGCAGGAGAAGUCGGGCCAAGAGCCGGCCGACGCCGAGAGGCACAUCACUAUGGCUGCGGACGAGGUGCAGCCCCAGCCUGCCAGCGUGCAGGUGACAGCAUAG